Messenger RNA from Homalodisca vitripennis (glassy-winged sharpshooter), 2057 nucleotides. RefSeq names its product serine/threonine-protein kinase MAK. Gene Ontology annotation, biological process: intracellular signal transduction; cilium assembly; intraciliary transport. NCBI's taxonomy places the organism in Eukaryota, Metazoa, Arthropoda, Insecta, Hemiptera, Cicadellidae. The transcript has 11 exons. Gene Ontology annotation, molecular function: ATP binding; protein serine/threonine kinase activity. Bases 391 to 1782 code for a protein of 463 amino acids. Gene Ontology annotation, cellular component: nucleus; cytoplasm; cilium. The record is from RefSeq and is a predicted model, not a curated record.
CUGUUGGUAUACUUGUCACCAUCAAGUUGAACCACCACGAAAAUAUGAACUGCUUCGAUUCUGCCUUGUGAUGUAUAUUUGUUAUGUUUUGUUUGUUUACAUUAUGAAUUUGAAUGUUUUAGUAGUGUCUUAACAAAACUAAUAUUAUUACGUUUUAGUACACCGAAACGAAUUAUCAUAACUGAAAACGGAUUUUCAGUGGGCAGGUGGUAGUUAUUGUUUCACAUGGUUGGGCCCAUCCCACCUGCUAUUGAUUGAGAGGUAGCUGUACUACGGUUGCCGCGGCAACACAACCAACAUGGCCGCUGAUAUGUAAAUGUGGUGUAGUGUCAGUGUGGCGACGGUGGCGAAGACGACCACGGCUAGACUGAGGAAUGCUUGUUCACAACGAUGAACCGAUAUAUCACCCUCAAUCAGCUGGGAGACGGCACCUAUGGCUCGGUGGUCCUCGGCCAACGCAUUGACACGGGCGAGAAGGUGGCCAUCAAAAGAAUGAAAAGAAAAUACAAGUCUUGGGAAGAGGCUAUGAACCUCCGGGAGGUGAAGUCCCUGAAGAAGCUGAGCCAUGCCAAUGUGGUGAAACUGAAGGAAGUGAUUCGUGAGAAUGACACCCUCUACUUUGUCUUUGAGUAUAUGAAGGAGAACCUCUACCAACUGAUGAAGGAUAGGGACAAACUGUUCCCGGAGCCGGUCAUCCGAAACAUGCUGUACCAGGUGCUACAGGGACUGGCGUUCAUGCACCGGCACGGGUUCUUCCACAGAGACAUGAAGCCGGAGAACGUCCUGUGCUGCGGACCCGAACUGGUCAAGAUCGCAGACUUUGGGCUUGCCCGCGAGAUCCGCUCCAACCCUCCCUAUACUGACUACGUGUCAACUAGGUGGUACAGAGCCCCGGAAGUGUUGCUCCAUUCUACUGUCUACUCCAGCCCCAUAGACCUAUGGGCGGUGGGUUGUAUCAUGGCAGAGCUCUACACAUUCAGGCCUUUGUUUCCUGGAAACAGUGAGAUAGACCAGAUAUUCAAGAUCUGCUCAGUUCUCGGCACUCCUGACAAGAGGGAGUGGUAUGAGGGUCACCAGUUGGCAGCUAAUAUGAACUUCAAGUUCCCACACUUCCGGCGUACGCCGCUGGGUUCUCUGAUCCCUCACGCAAGCCGUGAUGCCAUCGUUCUGCUGGAGGCUCUGCUGCAUUGGAACCCUGCCAAGCGACCAACUGCACAGCAUUCACUGAGACAAGCGUACUUCCAAGUGGGAGGCAAACUAAGUGGGAUGCUGCCAGAGGAUCGACUGAGAGCGCAGUACAUCCGGCAGCCGUCAGGGCGCAGCACUGUCAAGUUGCCGGCCCAUGUCACACUCAACGAGAAGGACUUUGUUGAUCUUCUCAGUGGUGACAAGGAAGUCAAGGAGAACCGAGGCUGGUACCAAGGCACGACGCCGAGGUCAAAGAAGCUCUCAGCCAAGCAACAUUACCUCUCGGUGGCUCGGUACGUCGCCGGACAUCCAAUUACUUUUGUCAAUAAUGAGCAAUAUCAAAAAAAGCCACUGGCAACGCGUCAAGACAUAUUCGCGCAUAACAAGUUGUAUGCAGGUGGCAACAAUCCUACUACAGGCCGCGCGAGAGUCUACGGACGCACAGACUGGGCCGCUAAAAAGAAAGUGAAGCACCGUUCUCCGCUGCGGGCCGUCACCAGUAAGGUCCCAAGGGCGCCGGGUGAUGUCGUCACAAACCGUGCUGGAUCGUUCCGCAAACGCACCCUAUCCGUGAGUAAGGGGAGGCAUGCGUAGCGUGCAGGGGUGUGCCCCCAGGCCUAUAAAAUCUCUGUCUCUUUGUAGAUCUAGUGUUAGAAUUACUGCUUGGAAAUGUCACCUUUUAGCUGGUUUCCAUAGGGAAAUCGCUCAUGGCUUUGCUGUGGAAUUUGCACUGAUUCCACAGAUUUCUGUUUGGGUGGGUAUACCUCUGCACCCUUCCGAUGCUGAAGUUUCAACACCUUGUUUUCUCCUUUAGUUUCUCUAUUUCAGUGUUUGCAACACCCGAGUUAACUUCGAAUCAACAAGCUAAC